UGAUAGCGCUGUGAUGCGGUUGUUGAAGGAAAGAAAUGGCCAAGCCCACACCGGCUGAAACAUCUCGCGCUAAAAAAUCUGGAUCCCUUACUGAAAUCUCGCGUUCUUCCGGAAGGUAAGCCCUUUGACCAUCAUGACCACUGUGACGUUACAUCUAGUGGAGUAAAACACAGUUUACAACCAUGGUAGGUAAGAAGAGAAAACAGGCUUAUUCAAAGCCUUCAGAUGUAUCAGCUGAGAAGAGAAAAAGGACAGAAGUUGCCCCUGUUCCCUCAACAAGCAGGCCAAGACGUCGGGCAACCGUGAAGGGGAUACAGGAAAGAGCAAGGAGAACAACGCAAAGUUUACCAGCUGUCAGAGCUAGCAGGAGAAACGUUGAAGCUAGUUAUCACGACGAGAAGUCCAGCGUACGAGCCGUCAGUGGUGUAUGGCAGAGAACAGGUUACAGACUAGUCAGGACAGGCACCAAGACUAUUUUGGACCUGCCUAUCGAGUGUGUCGCAAAAGUGUUCACGUUUCUGUCGGACAGGGACAAGUGUCGAGCGGCGUCGGCCUGUCGUUUUUUCUCGCAGGCGGCCAGGACCCCGCAUCUGUGGAGCCGCGUGUGUGUGGACGCCGGCUUUCUCAAUCUCAGCUCCAAGUUUCCCGAUUUCCUCUUCUCUAGCAGAGAUCGUAAUGAGAGCAAGGCUUUCAGUCUACGCAAGAAGCACAUCUUUCAUCUCACAUCGCGCAACGCGUCCAUCCGCGAUCUGACCUACGAACUCUACGUGGACCAGUACCAGCACACCCUUAAGAAGCUUCUUGACGCGCAGCAUUGCUCGAACCUGGAGAAGCUGAGCGUGACGUGCUACGACAUCUGCACGACGCGCGGGGAGGCGUUCGCGAGGAAGUUGGAGUUCGUGUCGGACGUCCUGCGGAAGGCCCACAGUCUGAGCCCGGGGAUAAAGAGCCUGAGGAUGCGCAGCUGCCAGCUGCUGGUCCUGCCCGAGAAGCUGGAGCUGCUCUUCAAGUUCCAGCACCUGCAGCACCUGGAAGUGCAGCUGUUUCUGAAGGACAAUGUGCACCUGUCAGGGGAAACCCUUGAGCGACUGUUCACCAAUUUCCCAUGUCUGACCACACUGGAGCUGGAGGUGGACUCCACCUUAGACUACAAGCUGCCGGGGAGGGUCAACUUCCGCAUGGCCUGCCCCACUUUACAGCACCUCCGCCUCUACUACAGCCCCGACUUCAGACCCACCAGCAUCAACAUGCCGAGCCUGAAGACCUUCAGCAUCAAGUACUGGACCGACUUUUCCCCACACCCCCGCAGAGUGGUGUUCCAGGACUGUCUGUUUGAGAUGAUCGUGAGAGGCUGUCCGGGGAUCGCGUCAAUCAAUCAGAAGGAGGUGCUGGGAUUGGUGGAGGAGUACAGGGAGGAUCCAGAGAGGGUGAAGCUGCUGAGUGUGUGUUACUGUCCGCGUCAUGGCAUGGCUCCGCCUCCUCCAGGGGCUAUCAACAUCAUGGUGUACUUUGACCAUCACCAAUAGCAUUGGGCUUGAAAUACAUUUUACCUGCAGUAUGAGGCCGCACCAAUUUCAUUUGUUGGUUGU
This is a messenger RNA of Branchiostoma belcheri (Belcher's lancelet), 1589 nucleotides long. RefSeq lists its product as uncharacterized. Gene Ontology annotation, biological process: protein polyubiquitination; SCF-dependent proteasomal ubiquitin-dependent protein catabolic process. The record is from RefSeq and is a predicted model, not a curated record. NCBI's taxonomy places the organism in Eukaryota, Metazoa, Chordata, Leptocardii, Amphioxiformes, Branchiostomatidae. The coding region runs from base 183 to 1526 and encodes 447 amino acids. Gene Ontology annotation, cellular component: SCF ubiquitin ligase complex. Gene Ontology annotation, molecular function: protein binding. The transcript has 3 exons.